CAGUUUGAGUUAGUUUGCUGCUCCGAUCUAAUACAGUAAUGGUGGUACUUAUUGCCAUUUAUUUAAUUGUUCUACUAACCAGCAGGAACUUAGCCACAUCCAACAACGAUGAGAAGGUUAUUGGAGGAUAUAUCGACAGCAUCGAGAACGUUCCCUAUACUGUCUCACUAAAUGAUAAGCAUGUUGGCCAUUUCUGUAGCGGUACUCUAGUGUCCAAUAUCUGGAUUGUGACGGCAGCUCACUGUGUUUGGGGAUGGGGAACAGCCGAAAAAACAAACCAGCGUCUAAAAAGUGCAAUGGUUGGGAUACUGAAACGAUCUAUUUGUACGGAUAAAAUGGCACCAGAAUAUGUUACACAGAAUAUGGUGUGCGCAGGAGGUCAGGAAAAGGACGCAUGUCAUGAUGAUUCAGGCGGCCCAAUGGUAUGCAACGGAUUGCUCGUAGGAGUGGUGUCUUGGGGAUAUGGUUGUGCUACCCUUCACAAACCUGGAGUCUACGCAUACAUCCCUGCAAUGUGGGAUUUCAUAGCUUCGCAUGUUGAAAUGAACACUAGUUAUAAAUAUAAUAACGAUCGAUUGUUGGACCUUUCCAAAACAAAGGGUGAAUUGAUAAAUCUUUAGUGCGAGGCUGUAUUUUUUUACUGAUUGAUACAAAUUAUUGAAAGAUUAAAAUCCAGAAGCAGCUCAAAGGCUAAAUGGGUUCAGGAAUUAAGAUCAUAGGACAAGA
Messenger RNA from Aedes aegypti (yellow fever mosquito), 726 nucleotides. Its product is annotated as anionic trypsin. Gene Ontology annotation, biological process: proteolysis. Bases 39 to 620 code for a protein of 193 amino acids. NCBI's taxonomy places the organism in Eukaryota, Metazoa, Arthropoda, Insecta, Diptera, Culicidae. The record is from RefSeq and is a predicted model, not a curated record. The transcript is spliced from 2 exons. Gene Ontology annotation, molecular function: serine-type endopeptidase activity.